Triplophysa rosa is the source of this 1562-nucleotide messenger RNA. Its product is annotated as serine/threonine-protein kinase pim-3-like. Gene Ontology annotation, cellular component: cytoplasm. Bases 98 to 1009 code for a protein of 303 amino acids. Gene Ontology annotation, molecular function: protein serine/threonine kinase activity; ATP binding. NCBI's taxonomy places the organism in Eukaryota, Metazoa, Chordata, Actinopteri, Cypriniformes, Nemacheilidae. The record is from RefSeq and is a predicted model, not a curated record. The transcript is spliced from 11 exons. Gene Ontology annotation, biological process: negative regulation of apoptotic process; protein autophosphorylation; regulation of mitotic cell cycle.
CAGCGUUCUUGACGAGAUCGGUUGAGCGCUGACUGAAGUCGACAAUAUUACUUUGUUCACGUCGAUCAUCACAGCAAAUCUCGACGCUGAGGACACGAUGAAUCGCAGUCUGUCAGAAGAGCAACCGACGCGGAGAGGCAUAUGUGCCUUCUUCAGAAGGAAACUGCAGGCUUUUAAAGGCCUUGCGAGCAACGGAGUGCAGCAUCGUCUGGAUGACCCGCUGCCCGGUGAGCCAGUCGUGGCCGAACCUCAGCCCGAGGUCGAUUUAACCGGCCCGACUAAAGUGCCACUUGAGUCCAUGUAUGACUUACAUGGGAAGAAGCUGCGGGAGGGCUUUCUUGUGGCUACUCGGAGAUCCGACGGCCAAGAAGUCUUGCUCAAUGUUUUUCCCAGGAAGCCGAAACACAAAGUUUUUUUUCCUGGGUACCGGAGCACCAUUGACAAGAGAGUGGCCUGGAAUGUGCUGCUCUCACGACGAGAGAGAAGCCAGCAUGUGCAACAGCUGCAUCGCUGGUUCGAGGGACCAAAAAAAAUGGUCCUUGUGUAUGAAAAUCUCUCCACGAGCUUGGAGAAAUACGUCAUGAAGAGCGGUGGUAAACUGUGUGAAGCCGAGGCUCGGGGCCUAGUCAAACAGGCGGCUGAGGGAGUUAAACACUCCCUGGACCACGGCAUAUUUCACGAGACUGUCUUCGACACAAACUUCUUCAUAGAAGAGAAGACCAAAAUUCUGAAAUUAAGCCUCUCUGGCGAUGUGAAGCGCAUCCCCAGCGUCCAUGAAAUCAGACAAUUCAAGGGACGAGCCACGGUCCUUCAAAAGCUGGCGACAGACAGAUGCUACGCAGAAUUUACAGCUGUUUGGCAUCUCGGCGAACUGGCAUAUGAGAUGAUUUAUGGUCACGAGAAAAAAAAGGGCAAAGAACCCAAGCUGGACUCCAGUUUAUCCAGAGAAUGUCGUGACUUCAUCAGCAAGUGCUUGAAGAGAAAUCCACUGCACAGAAUUAGUCUGUAGGAAUUGAUGGCACAUGAGUGGAUAAAUGGAGUCGAGGAAGGCCCAUCAGACCCAGAUGUGUCUGAGCCUGUCCCAGGUCCAUUUCAUGUGGGACACACGGCUGAGGUCGAGUUACCUGGGCCAACUACAGCGCCACUUGAUUCCAUGAAUCAAGGAAAUGAAAAGCAGCUGUUCGAAGGAGCGUUCAUGAUGACUCGAAAAUCUGCUGGCAGAAAAGUCAUCAUGAAAGUUCUGACCCAGGAUGCCGAAGGAGCGACGCAUUCUUUGUCCUGGGUUCAGGAGGACUGUUGAUGUUCGACAGAUAAAUCUGUUGAGACAGAAAGAGGCAUCCUGAGGUAGAGGUAACGUAAGUUAAGUAAGAAAAGGCAAGUCUUUGGUAAUUCUCUGUUAAGAUAAGAAACAUUAGAAAUAGUAUUUUACAGUAUUUUUAUUAAUCUGCAUUUAAAAAAAGCAUGUAGUAUGUACAGAAGUAAAUGUAAAUUCUCUAUUAAGAUAAGAAACAUUAGAAAUAGUAUUUUAUAGUAUUUUUAUUAGCCUGCAUUUAAAAAAGCAU